AAUGGACAUUUUAUUUGAGAUAUUAACGUCAGAUUUUAUUCAUAUCAACAAUAAUAAAAAGAAGGCCGGCAAUAACCAAAUACAACGUUGUUCUAUGACGGUCCUUUGUCAUUUCUGUGUAAUACAAACAGUCUGAACUUUUGUCUAAAGAAUUAACUACUCAACAAAAUGGCUUCUCUUUCUCCAGAGGAAGAAAACUAUGUCAGAAUGAGUUUAUUGCUGACAGGAAUUUCGCCACGUGCAGCUAGAGCCUUAUUUGAUAGUGAAUUCCUUCCAUCAUGUUUGGAGUCUUCUUUGAAAAAGGCAUACAAUAAACUGUUUGAUUUGAAAAAGAAACAUGUUAUAAAUGCGGCUCAGUGGAACCUUCUGUUCACUCGUUUUCCAGAUCUUCCAGAUUCUAAAACAUUUGAUGUCAUUUUAAUGAUAAUAUUAUUGAGAAAUCUGACAACAAUUUCGCCUCCUGUUUGUGGAUUUGACGGCCGACCUUCUGCCACGGAAAAAACGCCAGGUGCAGAUUUAGCCCGAAUCAAAUACUACAGGAACUAUAUGGCUCACCUGGGCUAUGGCAAAAUAGACACACCAUUGUUCAAUACUGCGUGGGAUGAUAUAACUAGCGCCAUUGACAGAUUGGGCGGACAGCAGAUGAAGCAGGAGUGUGAUUAUCUUAAAAUCAGACCUUUAGAUCAGACCAACCAAGAAAUUAUGCUGGAAAUCAAACGGUCUAAUGAUGAAAUCAGGGAUCUAAAAGAAUCAUUUGAACGACUAGAAAUGUCACAUACUAAAAUAAAGAAAUCCCAUGAAUUAUUACAAGAAGAACAUGCUGAUGUUUCAAGAAAACUUCAACAGCUAGAAACGUCUCAGAAGGACACAGUUCCAUGGAAUGUUAGAGAACAAAUCAACAAAAUACUUGUAGACUGGGAGAACAAUGUAAAGAUGUUUAUAAACACAAGGGCUGCCCAGCAUGUACUUAAAUGUAUACAGGAGAAUAGUUGUGUUACUAUAACUGCAAGUUCUGGUGCAGGGAAGACAGCAACUCUACAAUAUGUUGCUUUACAAAUGUCAAAUGAAGAAUAUGAUGUUAUUAUUGUGUCUGAUCCAGAUGACAUUAUUAAGUUUCACAAUCCGAAUAAAAAAGCAUUGUUUGUUAUUGAUGAUUUGUGUGGAAACUUUUCCGUUGACCAAAGUGAUAUCAAAAAGUGGAACACACUCAUUGAGCGUAUAAAAAGAAUUCUUGAAAACAAGCGAACAAAAAUAAUUGCAGCAUGUCGAUUACAAGUUUUUCAGGAUGAUAAAUUUAAUAUUUUAUCCAUUUUUACGUCAUGUGUAUGUAACAUGUUAUCAAACGAAAUAUGUUUGUCAAAAGCUGAAAAACAAUCAAUAGCAGAGCUGUAUUUAAAAGCAAAAACCUCAGAGAUUGCCGACCUUUAUGAUUUAUACGAUUGUUUUCCUCUUCUUUGUAAAAUGUGGCAUGAUAAUCCUACCUUUGAUGUUGUAGAUUUAUUUCAGAAACCGUUUUCAGUUUAUGAAUCAGAAAUUGACAAGCUCUUUCAGAUGGGACAUUAUACUAAAUACUGUGCUCUAGUUUUAUGUGUCAUAUUUAACAAUGAAUUGAAGGAGAAAAUAUUGACAGAAGAUAUUGAUCCCACAACCAAAUUUGUUAUUAAGAACACAUUUCAGGCAUGUAAACUGGACCGAGGCGUAUCACUACUUGUUAUAAAGGAUGAACUUGACUCACUUACAAAUACUUAUGUAAGUAAGAAGUUAAAGAACUUUUGUGAAAACGAAUAUUUUUACUCAACUUUACAUGAUAAAAUAUUUGACUUUUUGGCCUUCUACUUUGGACAAAAAAUUACAAAUUGCUUGAUAAAGAAUGCAGAUAGCCGUCUGAUUAAUAAGCGAUUCUUAUUAGAAAAAGAGGAGAACAUGGAUCAAUUUAUUACCGUUGUUCCUCUGAAAUAUCACAAAAGUUACAUGCAGAGAUUAAUUGAUGAAUGGUUAAAGGGAAAUGUUGGCAAUAUUUUUGAUAAUAUUAAUAUGAAGAUAUCUCAGUUUAGAUUAAAACUAUUGGAACAUUUGCAAAAACUUGAUAAAUCAUGUCAAAAACAACUGGCACAAACCUUCGAUAACGAAACCAAUGAUUAUUUUUGUUUUGGUAGGGGAAUAAGAUAUUCUACAGCUUUGUUACAUUGUUGUUCAAUUGGAGAUAUCCCUUUGAUCAAUUGGUGUUUACACAAUGAAGUUGAUGUUAACCAGUGUACACAUGAUAAUCAGUCACCUGUCAUGAUUGCAUGUGAACUUGGCUAUACAGAAAUUGUAAGGAUGUUGUUAGACAGAGAAGCAGACUUAAAAACAAUUGACAGAUAUGGUAAGUCACCUUUAAUUAAGGCUUGUACACACGGUCACAUGGGAAUAGUUAAGAUGUUGAUGGACAGAGGAGCAGACUGUAAUAAAUGUGACAGUUCUGGUCAGUCACCUGUAAUGAUUGCAUGUGAACAUGGCUAUACAGAAAUAGUUAAGUUCCUUUUAGACAAAAGAGCAGACUUUAAUGAUUUCGACAAUCGUAGUCAGUCCUCUAUAUCAAAGGCUUGUGAAAAUGGUCAUACAGAAAUAGUUAGAAUACUGAUAGAUAGAGGUGCAAAUUUGAAUAAAUCUGACAACUUUGGUACGUCACCUCUACUUAUUGCUUGUAAACAAGGUAAAAAGGAAAUAGUACGAAUGUUAUUAGACAGAAGGAUAUAUCAUAAUAAAGCUAAUAAUAAUGGUUUAACACCUUUACUUACGGCUUGUGAACAUGGUUACACAGGAACUGUAAAGAUGUUGUUGGAUAGAGGGGCAGACUUUGAUCAAUCGGAUAAUAAAGGUUGGACACCUAUUAUGUUUUCUUGUAAAUAUAAUCGUUUAACAAUAGUGAAGAUGUUGGUAGGAAGAGGGGCACUUUGUGAAAAAUGUGACAGCUGGGGUCAGUCACCUGUUAUGCUAGCAUGUGAACAUGGUAGAACAGAAAUAGUGCGUUGGUUAUUAUAUAGAGGUCUUAACUAUAAUACAUGUGACGAAUUUGGUAUGUCACCGAUAAUAAAGGCAAGUAAAAACGGCCAUAAAGAAAUAGUCAAGAUAUUGUUAGAUAAAGGAGGAAACUUUAACCUACGGGGACGGUCACAUGUAAUAAAUGAGUGUGAUAAUACAGAAAUGGUUGGAAUUUGGAGAGACAAGGAGGUAAACUAUGAUGAAGUUGACAAUGAUGGUAAGUCAGCAUUAAUGUAUGCUUGUGAAUUUGGACAUAAAAGAAUUGUACAAAUGUUAUUAAACAAAGAGGUAGACUUGGAUAAAUGUGACAAUGUUGGUAAAUCAGCUUUAAUGUAUUCUUGUGAAAUGGGUUUUAUCGAAAUAGUCAAAAUGCUGUUAGUCAGAGGCGUAGAUUAUAAUAAAUUUGACAAAUUCAAUCGAUCAACAAUUCUGGUUGUCUGUCGAAAUGGUUUUCCCGCAAUUUUCCAAUUACUGUCAGAAAAAGGAGCAGACUGUAAUACAUUUGAUAAUCGUUACAAUACGCCAUUAAUGGAGGCUUGUAGAUUUGGUCAUACAGUCAUUGUACAAAUGUUGAUAGAAAAGGGAGUGAAUUGUGAUAUAUCUAACAUCAUGGAUCAGACGCCCCUAGUGUUGUCCUGUAAGCAUGGUCAUACAGACAUAGUAAGAAUGCUAUUGGACAAUGGGGUAGACUCCAACAAAUCUGACAUUAACGGUUGGACAUCUAUUGCAUUUGCCUGUAGCAAAGGUCAUACAGAAAUAAUAAAGAUGUUGUUAGACAAAGAGGUAGACUGUAAUAAGUUGAACAAAUUGGGUCAGUCACCCAUAAUGCAUGGUGUUGUGUAUGGAGAUUUUGAAAUAGUUAAGAUGUUGUUUAACAGAGGAGUAGACUGUAACCAAUGUGACAGAAAAGGAAGGUCACUUUUUAUGGAGGCUUGUUCAAGAGGGCUAACAGAAUUUGUCAAAAUAUUGUUAGAUAAAAAUGUUGACUAUAAUAAGUGUAAUAAAAAGGGCUGGUCACCAUUAAUGUGUGCUUGUAGAAACGGACAUGAAGACAUAGUAAAGAUGUUGUUAGAAAGAAGAGUUGACUUAAAUAAAUGUAACAAAUGGCGAUGGUCAGCUGUACUGUAUUCUUGUAAACAUGGUCAUCAAAAGGUUUUAGGGAGGCUGAUAUUCAGCGGAGCAAGCAUUGAUCAAUGUGAUAACAAUGGCUGUUCACCUAUUAUGAUCGCAUGUAAACGUGGCCAUACAAAAAUCGGUAAGAUGUUGUUAAAUACUAAUGCAGACGUUGUAAAAUGCAAUAAUAAUGGACAAUCACUUCUUAUGUAUGCUUGUAAAUAUAGUCAAACAGAAAUAGUUAGGAUCUUGGUAGAUAAAGGGAUAGACUAUAGUAACUGCGAUAAAAAAGGAAGGUCACCUCUAAUGUAUGCAUGUAAACAUGGUCAUACUGGUGCAGUAAGGAUUUUGUUGGAAAACAAAGGAGACUUUAAUUCCAAUUAUGCUGAAUGUUCUCUCCUUAUAAUGCAUGCUAUAAAAAAUAGUGAUAGAGAAAUUGUAAAUAUACUACUGCAUAAAGGAAUAGGGUUAAAUGAAUGUGACAGCAGCGGUCGAACAUUGCUAAUGAAGGCUUGUGAACAUAAUGCUAUUGAAAUAACCCGUUUGUUAUUAGACAGAGGAGCUGACUUGAAUAAGUGUGACAUAUUGGGUGAGACACCUCUCAUGAAGGCUUGUAAACAAGGUCACGAAAAAGUUGCAAGUUUGUUGUUUGAUAAAGGAGCAGAAUAUGACAAUUUUGACAUAAUGGGUCAGUCACCAAUCAUGACAGCUUGUGAAUAUGGUCACACAGAAAUAGUAAGGACAUUAUUGGAUAAAGGAGCAGACUUUAAUAAAUGUGACAGAUCAGGUCAGUCAUCUAUUAUGAAGGCUUGUGAAAAUGGUCAUCCAGAAAUUGUAUGGAUUUUGUUAGAUAGAGAAGCAAAUUGUAAUACAUCUGAUGAUAAGGGAAGCACUCCUUUAACAAUUGCUUGUAGAUUUGGCCAUACAGUAAUAGUAAAAUUGCUAUUAGACAAAUGGGCAGACUUUAAUUACUGUGAUUUUGAUGAUAAAUCACCACUAUUUAUCGCUUGGGAACAUAAUUAUACAGAAAUAGUAAACGUUUUAUCAAACAGAGGGGCAGAAUACAAUAAAGUUAACACAUCUGAUCAGUCAAAUGUCAUGGAAGCUCAUUGCAGUGGUAAUAUAGAAGCAAUCGAGAUAAUAUACGAUAGAAGUGCAGACUAUAAUACAACAUGAAAGUGAAGGCGAGUCAAAUGGGCAUACAAAAAUAACUGAAUAGUUGCUACACGGAGUCAUAUGUAUUCAAAGCAUGUGAAAAGGAAUCCCCCAUACAGAUCUAUAAAUAGUAAAUAGCAAAAACAAAAAAAGAGCAGACUUUGAUAAAAUUGACUGGACUGAUAAGACAGCUUGUGAAAAUAGUUUUACAGAACGAGUGAAUUUGUUAUUAGAAAAAGGACAGGAAUGAUCAGUCAGCUCAUAUGAAAGUUUGUGAACAUGGUCAUACAUAAAUACUAAAAUUGUUCCAGACAAAGAAAAACUGUCCUAAAAAAAUGAACAGGAGAGAUCGAUCAUCAUUAAUGCUGGCCUGUUAACACGGAUAAUCUUUAAUGAUGGCUGUAAACAUGGUCAUACACAAGUAGUAAGAAUGCUGAUAGAAAGAGGAAAAGAAAGUGAUAAAUGUAACAACGAUAAUCAGUCCCAUGUAUUGACUUUUGAAGCUGGGCACGCAGAAAUAUUGAAGAUUUACCGAUGUGAUUAUAUUGACCAGGUAUCUGUUAUGAAAGCCUGUGAUCAUGUACAUAGAAAAUUAGUAGCUGAUACAUAUAGAAAGUGGAAUCGACUUUAAUAAAUGUGAUUUGUAUGGUCUAACACUUUAAGUGAUGGCUUGUAUGCAUGAUUAUAAAAUAUGUAAAAAUGUGGCUAGAUAUAAAGGCAAACAAUAAUGUAUGUUGCAAUCAUGCCUGUACCAAGUCAGGAAUAUGACAGUUCUUGUCCAUUCGUUUUUGAUGCGUUUUGUUAUUUGAUUUUGCCAUGUGAUUAUGGACUUUUCAAAUUGAUUUUCCUCUGAGUUCAGAAUUUUUGUGAUUUUACUUUUUGCAAUAAUAGAAGUUUCAUACUACAUAUUGCCUGUCUGAAUUGUCAGUAUUAUAUACAUACUAUGAUUAAUAAACUUGCUUUGAUGGGAAAAACAUAUCCAAUAAAGUCAAUGUUGCAUUUUACAGAGAGGAAUAAGACAACAAGAGCAAACUUUUUUUUUUUUAAAUUAAUCAGUUUUAUUGCACUUUUGAUGUUAACCGCAAAUGUUUUUUAAAGUAUUUAGCUAUAUCUUUGUUAAUUUUUUAUUUUAGGGAUUUCUUCAAAGGAAAUUGAUAUUGAUUUUAUAUUUCAUUUGAUAAUUUAUACAUAUCAUAUUAUUGUGAAAAUAUGAUCUUCC
Molecule: messenger RNA, 6511 nt
Organism: Mytilus trossulus (common blue mussel)
Lineage: Eukaryota; Metazoa; Mollusca; Bivalvia; Mytilida; Mytilidae
Product: serine/threonine-protein phosphatase 6 regulatory ankyrin repeat subunit B-like
Exons: 4
Coding region: 169-5313 (1714 amino acids)
Molecular function (GO): protein binding
Source: RefSeq, a predicted model, not a curated record